Messenger RNA from Coregonus sp. 'balchen', 1292 nucleotides. Lineage: Eukaryota; Metazoa; Chordata; Actinopteri; Salmoniformes; Salmonidae. The record is from the annotation of a GenBank genome assembly.
CUGGCAAGCCCACUGACUGAACACUCAAGGGACAUAUCUUGCUCUGUGAAUAACUCAUUCAAACGUUUUCGCAGCCUCUGUGAUGUCUUUUUACGCAGAUCCAUUUAAAACGUCUAGUGCAAUUGCAAUGGACUUUAAGGAGCUGGGAGGUGAGGACAACUGCGAAGGAGAUAAUGAGGGAAACGCUGAGGAUUUGAACAAUGUGAAAGCACUUACCGAAAACUAAAGUUACAAACCCGCAGACCAUCCUACUUUGAAUGGCAGGAGCGCUUGCAGAGCCGACCGUGGAAGGAGAACCCAAAUGGUUUAGAUAAUAGUCAAGAGACUGCAGAAAAAUAUGUGUUUUUGCCUGAAGUUAUGCGGGAUGAGAACUCAGAUCUAACCAUACGCAACAUCUGUGGCUUCGAUACCAUGAUGAUGCGUUGGAUUUUCUUAGAAAAGAGCUGGUGAGUGCACGUCUUUUUAAUGCCAAUAUUGACAAAAAAAAUCUCCACUCUGAAUCUGUUAUUUUUACUUGGACAUGUUAGAAAUUAAUAAGGCUACACUAUUUCAGAUAUACAAUGAAAAUAUUCAACUCGAUAUGAAUCGGACACAAUGCGACUAUUUGACAAACGUAAUUACCAGGUAAGUAGUUACACUGGUUUGGGUUGGCUGGUUUGUGCUUCCUCAUGACUCAGGUGUGCCAUAACGCAGAGCCUCUAUGCCAGCCACCAGUGUCGUGUGAUGGAGACAUCAAUGGGAAAUAAACUUGUUUUCACUGUUGAGCUCUACUUGAAUGCUUGUCUGAUUACAGCAUGACUAUGUGCUAUCUUUGCAUCCAAAAUAAUGCAAACACACUAAAACAAUAGGGACCUUGUGUUAAUUUCAGAGCUGAAAAAUCCUAAAAUAGAAAUGCAAAUACUUUUUUACACAGACAUGUGUCAGUGUCUUUACACAUCAAUGACAAAAGCCUAAUCCAAGGAAACGAGCGCUUGAAUUGAUAUUUGAUUACUAAUCUCUCCCCUCUCUCUUUCCUUUCCUCCUCAAGAGGGAGAUGCGGUUCCAGGACAACCGUCUGGCACGCCAGCUGAUCCGUCUGCGUGUGGAGAUCCACCGGCUGAAGGUGGAGCAGGUGUGGUCACCGCCACAAGGAGAUGCUGGACGACGCCACCUACGAGCUGGAGGAGUGUGGCGAGGAGUCCGACCUGCUCUGUGACAUCCCCAUGAAGGCUGCCUUUGCUCUCUCCACCACCCUCAAACACCUUGGCCUCACCAAGAUGAACAUCAACUCCCGACGCUUCUCCCUCUGUUAA